AUGAGUGCUUCUCUGAAUUACAAGUCUUUUUCCAAAGAGCAGCAGACCAUGGAUAACUUGGAGAAGCAACUGAUUUGUCCCAUCUGCCUAGAGAUGUUCACAAAGCCUGUGGUCAUUCUCCCCUGUCAGCACAACCUGUGCAGGAAAUGUGCCAGUGACAUCUUCCAGGCCUCCAAUCCUUAUUUGCCCACAAGAGGAGGCACUACCGUGGCAUCAGGGGGCCGAUUCCGCUGCCCUUCCUGCAGGCACGAAGUGGUUUUAGACAGACACGGAGUAUAUGGACUUCAGAGAAACCUGCUGGUGGAAAAUAUCAUCGACAUCUAUAAGCAAGAAUCCACCAGGCCAGAAAAGAAGUCUGAUCAGCCCAUGUGCGAAGAACAUGAGGAGGAGCGAAUCAACAUCUACUGUCUGAACUGCGAGGUGCCCACCUGCUCCCUGUGCAAGGUGUUUGGCGCACACAAGGACUGCCAGGUGGCUCCGCUCACUCAUGUGUUCCAGAGGCAGAAGUCGGAGCUCAGUGAUGGCAUCGCUAUUCUUGUGGGAAGCAAUGAUCGAGUCCAGGCUGUGAUCAGCCAGCUGGAAGACACCUGUAAAACUAUUGAGGAGUGCUGCCGAAAGCAGAAGCAGGACCUGUGUGAGAAGUUCGAUUACCUCUAUGGCAUACUGGAGGCAAGGAAGACAGAAAUGACCCAAACCAUCACCCGAACCCAGGAGGAGAAGCUGGAACAUGUCCGUGCUCUCAUCAAAAAGUAUUCAGAUCAUCUGGAGAAUGUAUCAAAGUUGGUUGAGUCAGGAAUCCAGUUCAUGGAUGAGCCAGAAAUGGCAGUGUUUCUGCAGAAUGCCAAAACCCUGUUACAAAAAAUCUCAGAAGCGUCAAAGGCAUUUCAGAUGGAGAAAGUCGAACACGGGUAUGAGAACAUGAACCACUUCACGGUGAAUCUCAAUAGAGAGGAAAAAAUAAUUCGUGAAAUUGAUUUUUACCGAGAAGAGGAUGAUGAAGAAGAUGAAGGAGAAAGAGAAGAAGAAGGAGAGAGAGAGGAUGCAGUAGAAGAGGUCGACAAUGUUCAAAUUGAGUCGUCCGGAGAAGAGGAAGGUCUGGAGAAAGCCUUGGAGUCCCCUCAGCUGGCCUCAGAGCUCCAGACUGUCACACCAGCACCACUACUGGUCUCCUCUCCAGAACCACCUCCAGCCCUCUCACCUGAAACAGAUGCCCCCGUGACACAGGGGGAGGUGGUGCCCACUGGCUCUCAGCAGACCACAGAGUCUGAAACUCCAGGCCUUCCAGCAGCGGAAACUGCGGAUCCCCUGUUUUACCCUAGUUGGUAUAAAGGCCAAAGCCGGAAAGCCACCACCGCCAACCCACCUUGCACCCCAGGGAGCGAAGGUCUGGGACAAAUAGGGCGUCCAGGUUCUGAGGAUGCCGGGGUGCGGUCGGCAGAAGUGGCGCGAGCCGCAGCCGGUGCGCAGGCAGCAGAGAGUGGUAAGGAAUCUAGCUCACCUGCAGCUGCUCCUCAGGAGUUAGCAAUCUGCCUAGCAUUUCUGGCUUUUCUUAUACUUCACUACAUCUGGAGUCAGAUUCAGUGCUUGGUUUUUGCUUUAAUGGAUGCCCAGGAGGUGGCCAACUGA
Messenger RNA from Jaculus jaculus (lesser Egyptian jerboa), 1626 nucleotides. It is a transcript of the gene Trim55, whose product is annotated as tripartite motif containing 55. The record is from RefSeq and is a predicted model, not a curated record. NCBI's taxonomy places the organism in Eukaryota, Metazoa, Chordata, Mammalia, Rodentia, Dipodidae. The transcript has 11 exons. Bases 1 to 1626 code for a protein of 541 amino acids. Gene Ontology annotation, molecular function: zinc ion binding.